AUGGGCACAGACAAUGAAACUCUCCCCCAAGACUUUCUGCUGUUGGGUUUUCCUGGGUCCCAGUUCCUUCAGCUCUCCCUUUUCAUGCUUUUUCUGGUUAUGUACAUUCUCACAGUUGGUGGUAACACGGCUAUCUUGAUGUUGGUGAGUACCUCCCACCAGCUACACACCCCCAUGUACUUCUUUCUGAGUAAUCUAUCUUUCCUGGAGAUUUGGUACACCACAGCUGCAGUCCCCAAAGCCCUGGCCAUCCUCCUGGGGAGAAGCCAAAUCAUAUCAUUUACCAGCUGCCUUUUGCAGAUGUACCUAGUUUUCUCACUGGGCUGCACAGAGUACUUCCUCCUGGCAGCCAUGGCUUACGACCGCUAUCUGGCCAUCUGUUACCCUCUCCACUACGGGGUCAUCAUGAAUAGCCUCCUCUCAGUGCAGCUGGCCCUAGGCUCCUGGGUCUGUGGUUUCUUGGCCAUCGCAGUGCCCACAGCCCUCAUCAGCAGCCUGUCCUUCUGCGGCCCCCACACCAUCAACCACUUCUUCUGUGACAUUGCACCCUGGAUUGCCCUGGCGUGUACCAGCACCCGGCCAGUGGAACUUGUGAGCUUUGUGAUUGCUUCUGUGGUCAUCCUGAGUUCCUGCCUUAUCACCCUGGUCUCCUACGUCUACAUCAUCAGUACCAUCCUCAGGAUUCCCUCAGCCAAGGGCAGAAGCAAAGCCUUCUCCACCUGCUCCUCACAUCUCACUGUGGUGCUCAUCUGGUAUGGGUCCACAAUCUUCCUUCACGUCCGCACCUCCAUCAAAGAAGCCUUGAACCUCACCAAAGCUGUCCAUGUCCUGAACACCGUGGUAACUCCAGUUCUAAACCCUUUCAUCUACACUCUCCGUAACAGGGAAGUACGAGAAACUCUGCUGAAGAAAUGGAAGGGAAAGUAA
Molecule: messenger RNA, 927 nt
Organism: Camelus dromedarius (Arabian camel)
Lineage: Eukaryota; Metazoa; Chordata; Mammalia; Artiodactyla; Camelidae
Product: olfactory receptor 6F1
Exons: 1
Coding region: 1-927 (308 amino acids)
Biological process (GO): G protein-coupled receptor signaling pathway
Cellular component (GO): membrane
Molecular function (GO): G protein-coupled receptor activity; olfactory receptor activity
Source: RefSeq, a predicted model, not a curated record